Molecule: messenger RNA, 4232 nt
Organism: Odobenus rosmarus divergens (Pacific walrus)
Lineage: Eukaryota; Metazoa; Chordata; Mammalia; Carnivora; Odobenidae
Gene: USP28
Product: ubiquitin specific peptidase 28
Exons: 25
Coding region: 23-3271 (1082 amino acids)
Biological process (GO): protein deubiquitination; regulation of protein stability; DNA damage checkpoint signaling
Cellular component (GO): cytosol; nucleus
Molecular function (GO): cysteine-type deubiquitinase activity; cysteine-type endopeptidase activity; protein binding
Source: RefSeq, a predicted model, not a curated record
UCCGCCGAGGGGCGCCUCGGCCAUGACUGCGGAGCUGCAACAGGACGACGCGGCCGGAGCAGCCGACCGACACGGCUCGAGCUGCCAAAUGCUGUUAAACCAACUAAGAGAAAUCACAGGCAUUCAGGACCCUUCCUUUCUUCAUGAAGCUCUGAAGGCCAGUAAUGGUGACAUUACCCAGGCAGUCAGCCUUCUCACCGAGGAAAGAGUUAAAGAGCCCAGUCAAGACACUGUUGCUACAGAACCAUCUGAAGUAGAGGGCAGCGCUGCCAACAAAGAAGUUUUAGCAAAAGUGAUAGACCUUACCCAUGAUAACAAAGAUGAUCUUCAAGCUGCCAUUGCUUUGAGCCUACUGGAAUCCCCCAAAAUUCAAGCUGACGGAAGAGAUCUGAACAGGAUGCACGAGGCAGCCUCUGCGGAAACGAAACGCUCCAAGAGAAAACGCUGUGAAGUCUGGGGAGAAAAUCCCAAUCCUAACGACUGGAGGAGAGUCGAUGGGUGGCCCGUUGGGCUGAAGAAUGUUGGCAAUACAUGUUGGUUUAGUGCUGUUAUUCAGUCUCUCUUUCAACUGCCUGAAUUUCGAAGACUCGUCCUCGGCUAUAGUCUACCGCAGAAUGUGCUUGAAAACUGUCCGAGUCACACGGAAAAGAGAAAUAUUGUGUUUAUGCAAGAGCUUCAGUAUUUGUUUGCUCUGAUGAUGGGAUCAAAUCGCAAAUUUGUAGACCCUUCAGCAGCCCUGGAUCUCUUAAAGGGAGCAUUCCGAUCACCUGAGGAACAGCAGCAAGAUGUGAGUGAAUUCACACACAAGCUCCUGGAUUGGCUAGAGGACGCAUUCCAGCUAGCUGUGAAUGUUAACAAUCCCAGGAACAAAUCUGAAAAUCCAAUGGUGCAGCUUUUCUACGGUACUUUCCUCACUGAAGGGGUUCGUGAAGGAAAGCCCUUUUGUAACAAUGAGACCUUCGGCCAGUAUCCCCUUCAGGUAAAUGGUUAUCGCAACUUAGACGAAUGUUUGGAAGGGGCCAUGGUGGAGGGUGACAUUGAGCUGCUUCCUUCCGAUCAUUCGCUGAAGUACGGGCAAGAGCGUUGGUUUACAAAGCUACCUCCAGUGUUGACCUUUGAACUCUCAAGAUUCGAGUUCAAUCAGUCCCUUGGUCAGCCAGAGAAAAUUCACAAUAAGCUGGAAUUUCCUCAGAUCAUUUAUAUGGACAGGUACAUGUACAAGAGCAAAGAGCUUAUUCGAAGUAAGAGAGAGUGUAUUCGAAAGUUGAAGGAGGAAAUAAAAGUUCUGCAGCAAAAACUGGAAAGGUACGUGAAGUAUGGCUCAGGCCCAGCUCGGUUUCCACUCCCGGACAUGCUGAAAUACGUUAUUGAAUUUGCUAGUACAAAACCUGUCUCAGAAAGCUCCACGUCUCAAAGCGAUGCGCGCAUGACGUUACCACUUUCUUCAGCACACUGCCCAGUUUCUGACCUGGCAUCCAAGGAAAGUACAAGUAAAGAAAGCUCUUCUCAGGAUGUUGAAGGUACCUUUUCUUCUCCUGAAGAUUCUCUACCCAAAUCUAAGGCAAUGAAUAAGCCCCUUGCAUCUUCCCGGUCUUCAGUGGAAAUGCCUGCACAGCCAGCUCCUCGAACCGUCACAGACGAGGAGAUAAACUUUGUUAAGACCUGUCUUCAGAGGUGGAGGAGUGAGAUCGAACAAGAUAUACAAGAUUUAAAGAAUUGUAUUGCAAGCACCACCCAGACUAUUGAGCAGAUGUAUUGUGACCCUCUCCUUCGUCAGGUGCCUUAUCGCUUGCAUGCUGUUCUUGUUCAUGAAGGGCAAGCAAACGCUGGACACUACUGGGCCUAUAUCUAUAAUCAACCCCGACAAGUCUGGCUCAAGUACAAUGACAUCUCUGUUACUGAAUCUUCCUGGGAAGAACUUGAAAGAGAUUCUUAUGGGGGCCUGAGAAAUGUUAGUGCUUACUGUCUGAUGUACAUUAACGACCAGCUACCGCACUUCAAUGCAGAGGUAGCCCCAAGCGAAUCAGAUCAGAUGUUAGGCGAAGUGGAUGCCCUGUCUGUUGAACUGAAGCAUUACAUUCAGGAAGAUAACUGGAGGUUUGAGCAGGAAGUCGAGGAGUGGGAAGAAGAGCAGUCUUGCAAAAUCCCUCAAAUGGAAUCCUCCACCAGCUCCGCAUCCCAGGAUUUCUCUCCAUCCCCAGAGCCUUCAGCAACCGCCUCGCAUGGGGUCCGCUGCUUGGCAUCGGAGCACGCUGUGAUCGUCAAGGAGCAGACGGCACAGGCCAUCGCGAACAGCGCGCACGCCUACGAGAGGAGCGGCGUGGAGGCGGCGCUGAGCGAGGUGAUGCUGAGCCCCGCCAUGCAAGGGGUCAUCCUGGCCAUAGCUAAAGCCCGUCAGACCUUUGACCGAGAUGGGUCUGAAGCAGGGCUGAUUAAGGCAUUCCAUGAAGAAUACUCCAGGCUCUACCAGCUUGCCAAAGAGACGCCCACUUCUCACAGCGACCCUCGGCUCCAGCACGUGCUAGUCUACUUUUUCCAAAAUGAAGCGCCCAAAAGAGUAGUAGAACGGACCCUCCUGGAACAGUUUGCAGAUAAAAAUCUUAGCUAUGAUGAAAGAUCCAUCAGCAUCAUGAAGGUGGCGCAAGCUAAACUGAAGGAGAUUGGUCCAGAUGACAUGAAUAUGGAAGAGUACAAGAAGUGGCACGAAGAUUAUAGUUUGUUUCGAAAGGUGUCUGUGUAUCUCCUCACAGGCCUGGAACUCUACCAAAAAGGAAAGUACCAAGAGGCACUCUCCUACCUGGUCUAUGCUUACCAGAGCAAUGCCGCUCUGCUGCUGAAGGGGCCCCGCCGCGGGGUAAAGGAAUCGGUCAUCGCUUUGUACCGAAGAAAAUGCCUUCUGGAGCUGAAUGCCAAAGCAGCUUCUCUCUUUGAAACAAACGAUGACCACUCUGUAAGCGAGGGCAUUAAUGUGAUGAAUGAGUUGAUCAUUCCCUGCAUUCACCUUAUCAUUAAUAAUGACAUCUCCAAGGAUGACCUACAUGCCAUCGAGAUCAUGAGAAACCAUUGGUGCUCUUACCUUGGGCAGGAUAUCGCUGAAAAUCUACAGCUGUGCUUAGGAGAGUUUCUACCCAGGCUUCUGGAUCCUUCUGCAGAAAUCAUUGUCCUGAAGGAGCCUCCGACCAUUCGGCCCAAUUCUCCCUAUGACCUUUGUAGCCGAUUUGCAGCUGUCAUGGAGUCAAUUCAGGGGGUUUCAACUGUGACAGUGAAAUAAGCCCCCACAUGGUCAAGGCCCAGUUUGGUCUGCGGCUACCUGCCUGUUGUACAGAAGUCUGUUGUCACAGUGUUUCCCCUGGGGGAAGGGAUUAGGUGGGAAAGUAAGAUUCAGAUCCAGACCCCAACCAUGCUAAAGAAGGAUUGAAAAUAAAAUUGCACUUUUUAGGUACAGAAUCAGAAAAGCAAUUUCACUAAAAAAAACAAGAACCGUUGUAUAUUAAGGUAUUGAAUUAUGUCAGAAGACCUGAAAUGCCUCUUGUACCUGCAAGAGUGCUUGGGCUUUGGUAGGCCUCUUACUGCUUUUAAAAUUAUCCUUCAGGCAUAAAUAUUUUUGACAGUGGAAUAGAAGGGUGAUCCAUCAGAACCUGAACCAGAUGAACAGCUACUAGUUAUUUUAUCAAAUACAGGUGACAUUUAAAAGUUCUUAACUGCAAGAGAUGAGAAAUCUAAACCUCUGCCGGUCUCUUGACAGGAGAUGACAGUGGGUUACUGAUGAACUGCCGCCCUUUUACAUGUGGGUAGAAAUGUAAGGGCACGUGGCAGCAAGAUGCUGCAAAGUCAAAAGAAAGCUGCCUUUCCUCUCUUCUCUCUCUCUCUCUCUCUCUCUCUCUCUCUCUCAUUUUAUAUUUUUAAAUAAACCAGAAAACCUCACACUCAGUCCCGAGUGAAAAAAAACAAAGCACUAAGGACCGCAGACGGAACGGCAUUGUGAAACGUGAUCGAGACAGGGUAGGGUAGCGUUGUGAGAGUUGUUCACCAUUUCAGUAAAACCUCUAGCUUCUGAAAAUUGUCAACAACAGAUGUCUAAGGCUGCUGCUGGCCCGAAAGAACAUUUAGAUGCCCCUCCCCUUUUUUUUUUUGCUUUGGAAAGAGAAGGGCUGUGGCUUUUGUAAAAAGAAAAAAAAUCUAUAUAUAUGUAUAUGUAGAGAGAGAAAUAUCCCCUGUUGACCAUUUUUAAA